AUGCUAUCUGAUCCUAAUGAUACAUCAUUAAGUUCUAUUCCAUUACAAUUUCUUGUACAUAGUAUACAACUUUCAUGUAAUUUACCAAUUAUUGUUGGUGAUCUAAUCAAUAGUGCUACCCUAUAUGUACAAGCUAAUGUUACAUUUUCUACAGCAAUUAUUGCACAAACAGGGAUAAAGUUCGACGAAGAAAUUCUUUGUCAUAUAUGUCGAAGUCGACAUACUUAUGAAAUAUCAAGUGAAAAACAAACAAUAAACAAAGGUGUACAACAUAUCUUAUCGAUCAACACGACCAUUACAUAG
Rotaria sp. Silwood1 is the source of this 303-nucleotide messenger RNA. The record is from the annotation of a GenBank genome assembly. Lineage: Eukaryota; Metazoa; Rotifera; Eurotatoria; Philodinida; Philodinidae.